AUUCUUUCUUUUGUGACUUUUUUCCGCCCACAUAAUUCCCACAAUUUCCUACACAGUGUAUAACUUCAAAUUGUGAGAGAUAAACUUACAACUGUGAGGAAAAAAAAGUCCAUGGCAAGUGUAGAAAAUAAAUUGUUUAUUUCUCUCAAUUCUGACUUUUUUUUUCUUUUCUCAGAAUUGCACUAAACAAAAUCUGAAUUGUGAGACAAAAAGACUUAAGUACCUUUUUAAUUAUUUUUUAUAUAUGUAUUUUUAUUCUGUAGUAGAAACAGGCCUCCAUAAUAUACAGUUGGUCCUCAUCGCAAAUGUAAUUUUGCUGUAAUAACCGACAGACAUUGUUACUGAUGGACAUUAAAUAUCGAUUUGAGUUUCAGUUAUUUUAUAAUCUUAACCGUGUAUUAUCCAUACAUUUCUGCUAACAAAAAAAAAGUCCAGUGCACUGUACAAAAGCAAUCAUAUAAGCAAUGAGUCAUUAAUACUUUAAUAUUACCAGUCAGAUUGACCAUUCAGAAGUGAUUUACAGUGGACUCACUAAUUGGUCUCAAAACUGUGCAAGCAAUAAAAUGCCAGUAAUGAUGCAUUUAAGAAAAUUAUUGCAAUGAACAGUACUAAUGAAACAGUUUUCCCUCUCUUUAAGAGCACAUGUUGGUGCAAAAGGCUAAAACUUUCAUCUUUAAAAUUGUAAGGAUGUAUCAAAAAUUAUUGUUCAUAAACGAUUGCAUCUGCAUCUAUCCAUUUAAAAAAAAAAGUUAACUCUUUCAUAAAAAUGUUUACACAACUAGACUUGCAGUAUUCUGCCAAAUUCUCAAGGAAAGGCAUGGAAAAUAAACAACUGUGCAUUCAUGUAUAAAUGCUGCAGAUCACCAGAUAUAACACUCCACUGUGCAAAACACUGCUGACAUUAGAGCUAUUUAAGGGGCAAAAAAAAAAGCUUUCCAGAUGCUUUCUUUAAAAGUCUGAUUCUAUUCUCUCCACCACUCGGAUAUACUUAAUGGAAGAGGCAUUUCAUUGGGCAGGAAAUAUGGUAGAUGUCACUCAGACAAUCCCAUGUGAAAUCUAGGAAUUGCUUUUUGAGGUAAAUGCCUUUGAUGCAUAUAAUUUGACACAUCUUACACAGGAUCCCUCUUUUCUUGUGACCAGAGCAAACCACUCCCUAAGCUUGAGGUUUUCCUGGUCUUGGCACUGUCUGAGUCAUAAUAAUACGUUAAAAAGCAUUCCCAUCAGCUAAGACUUUCAAUGUCUCCUUGGACUGGCCAUUUUCAGAAGCUUCUGUGGUCUGCCGAGGGGAGAUGCAGGUUUUACUCUGUCUGGUUUGUGCAUUUGGCCUUUUCGGUCAGUAUCAUCCAGCACCUUUACCACUGGUGCAUCCGUCAAGACCUGCACAGAAUGGCCUGUCCCUGGCAACAAAAUACCUGCAGCAAUUCUACAGUUUCCAAGCAGAUCCUACAGGCCGCAGGAGGAGGAGUCGUCCCUCGUUCUCUUCCAAACUAAAAGACAUGCAGAGCUUUUUUGGGCUCAACAGGACAGGAACCCUGAACCCAGACACCCUCGCUGUCAUGAGGACUCCUAGAUGUGGCGUCUCAGAUGUGGAGGAUUACAGUCACAGACGUGGAAACAGGUGGAAGAAAAACAUCAUCACUUAUGGUGUCGGGAGAUACACCAGUGACUUACCAGUGAAUACAGUGGACGCUCUGAUCGCGUCAGCUCUAGAUGCAUGGGCAAAGGCCAGCCCUCUCACUUUCCAGAGGUCAUAUUCUCACCAGGCAGACAUCAUGGUAGAGUUUGUUGGAAACGAACAUGGAGACUCCUUCCCCUUUGAUGGUCCAGACGGCACACUGGCCCAUGCUUUUGGCCCAGGGGAAGGCAUCGGUGGAGACGUUCAUUUUGAUGAAGCUGAAGCAUGGACGGCUGGGUUCAAAGGGUUUAACUUGUAUGUAGUAGCUGCACAUGAGUUUGGUCAUGCACUUGGUUUGAAACACUCGCAAAACCCAGAGUCAGUGAUGUAUCCGACAUACAAAAAUAGAAAAACACACAACCUGCUCUCCAGUGAAGAUAUCAUGAACAUCAACACACUCUAUGGGCCAAGGGACAAAAGGCCCUAUCCAUCUCCAAGAUUUAGCUGGAGCUAUCCCAGCAACCCCUGGUACAGCGGUUCAUAUUUCCCCGUGUCAUUCAAGGACACAUGUAAUCCCGAUCUGACUUUUGAUGCUGUGACUACUGUAGGAGAAGCCAUUUUCUUCUUCAGAGACAAAUACUUGUGGAUCAAACACAAUAAUCAAAAUGAUAUAAAGGAAGGUCCCAUCAGCAAUUUCAUGCCAAAAAUUGACUGUCAGAUCGAUGCUGCUUACUGGGUCCCCCAGCGGUCAACAGCGUAUCUGUUCAACGGGACAACUUUCUGGACUGUGAAAGGAUCCCAAGUAAAAGGCAGACCGAAAAACAUCAGCAGUCUGGGGUUCCCAUCAUGGGUACAGCAGAUAGAUGCUGCGGUCCACAUUCACAAAACUGUACACACCCUAUUCUUCACCCAACACCAGUAUUGGAGGUAUAAUGAACACAACAAGACAAUGAAUGACUCAAGCCCACGUAACAUUUCUGAUGAUUUCACAGAAAUAAAUGGACCCAUAAGUGCAGCAAUUUAUAAAGACGGUUCUCUUCAUUUCUUUGUUGGCUCAGAUGUGUAUAAAUAUGACGAAUAUCUGCAGCAGUUCUAUCACCUGAAGAUGCGUAGUCGCAGUAAGAGGCAUGCAGAUCUAAAGAAGGAGAAGAUCAGAGCAAUGCAACAUUUCUUUGACCUGAAGGAAAGUGGUCUUCUGGAUUGGAAAUCCCAGGAUGUGAUGAGAGAGGCAAGAUGUGGAGUACCUGAUGUGGAGAACUUCAGCUUUUAUCCUGGACGGCCCAAAUGGAAGAGAAACACCAUCACAUACAGGAUUGCUAGAUAUACCCCUGACCUCAGUCGAGAAGAGGUGGAGAACUCCUUGCGUUUGGCUCUAAAAAUAUGGAGUGAAGCUGCUGCUCUAAAGUUUGUCCAAGUAAAACAUGGCACGGCAGAUAUUACGUUCUCCUUCAAAUCCAAAGCUCAUGGAGACUUCUUCCCUUUCGAUGGCCCAGGAGGGGUGCUAGCCCACGCUUUUGAGCCUGGAGAGGGCAUCGGAGGAGAUGUACACUUUGACGAUGAUGAAACAUGGACAGUGGGACGCGGCAGACCAGGAUACAAUCUGUUCACGGUGGCAGCUCAUGAGCUCGGUCACUCUUUGGGUCUGUCUCACUCACGGGACCCCGCUGCUCUCAUGUAUCCAGAGUACAAGUUCCUCAACGCUGCAACGUAUAACCUGCCAAGAGACGACACACUGGGGAUUCAGGCUCUGUAUGGAAAGAAAACAAAACAACAGAAGACACCUGUAAUCCCCAAUAAGUGUGAUCCCAACUUUUCUCUUGAUGCGGUGACAGUACUCGGAAAAGAAAUUAUCUUCUUCAAAAACAGUUACAUGUGGAUGAGAACAAACUGGAAGACACACUGGAGACUAAGAGAAGGUCCUCAGAGCGUUUUUCUACCAAGCAUCACCUCCCCUGUAGACGCAGCCUAUAACAUUCCUUCUAAACGAGUGGUUUAUGUGUUCACAGGUCCUAAAUAUUGGGUAGUUCAGAAACUGGAGUCAAAGAGCUAUUAUAGCUCCAUCUAUGAAUUUGGAUUUCCAGAAACAGUGAAACAAAUAGAUGCUGCUGUUCAUGUCAUUGAACGUGGAAAGACCUAUUUUUUCAGUGGAGACUACUAUUUCAGUUAUGAUGAGAAAAGAAGUUUGAUGGAUCGUGGAUUUCCAAGGAAAAUUCAUAUGGAUUGGCCUGGGAUUGUUGGGAAAGUGGAUGCAGCUUUUGAACUCAAUGGUAAUGGACUGAAUCAUUUUCUACCAGUGCUCUCUGUAAAACAUUUUCCCCUGGAAUUACAUGCAUGUUUUUUUCUCAACAGGACAUGUUCAUCUCUUCUGCAGAUCAAAGGCAUUUAUCUUCAGCCAUCAGAAAAGACGUUUGCUAUACAUUAUGAACACAAAUGCUUGGUUUGGCUGCUAAGAGUUGAAAAAUUAGAAGAUAUGUUCACAAGAAGCACAGGAAGGAAUUGUGUGAUCGACUAUUGUGCCUCAUAUCAAAUGUUAAAUAAGCUUAGCUGUACAGUAUCAAGAGAUAUCUGAAUCUUUCACGUGGAAUCAUCAGUGAAUUAAUAAAUGUUCUCAAAUCACUUAAUAUCCAUGACUGCAUUAUGCUUUAAAAAAAUAAAUGCACAU
Messenger RNA from Onychostoma macrolepis, 4277 nucleotides. It is a transcript of the gene mmp20b, whose product is annotated as matrix metallopeptidase 20b (enamelysin). Gene Ontology annotation, cellular component: extracellular matrix. Bases 1290 to 4184 code for a protein of 964 amino acids. Lineage: Eukaryota; Metazoa; Chordata; Actinopteri; Cypriniformes; Cyprinidae. The record is from RefSeq and is a predicted model, not a curated record. The transcript is spliced from 18 exons. Gene Ontology annotation, biological process: collagen catabolic process; proteolysis; extracellular matrix organization. Gene Ontology annotation, molecular function: metalloendopeptidase activity; zinc ion binding.